AGCAUGGAAUCAGGUGAAGCUUUAUGACUUUAUGCAAAGUCCAGAAGAUCUUGAGAGGCUGUAUUGUGAAAUUCAUUUGCUCAAGACACUCAAGCAUAAAAACAUCAUGAAAUUUUACACUUCUUGGGUUGAUGUUUCCAAUAGAAACAUUAACUUUGUCACUGAGAUGUUCACCUCUGGCACUCUCAGACAGUACAGGCUAAAACACAAGAGGGUUAACAUUAGAGCAGUAAAGCGUUGGUGUCGACAGAUUUUGAGAGGGCUUCAUUACCUGCAUAGCCACGACCCUCCUGUUAUACACAGAGACCUCAAGUGUGAUAACAUUUUCAUCAACGGAAACCAAGGGGAAGUCAAAAUUGGUGAUCUUGGCCUUGCCGCCAUCCUGCGCAAGUCCCAUGCCGAACGUUGUGUAGGAACACCAGAGUUCAUGGCUCCGGAGGUUUAUGCGGAGGAGUACAAUGAAUUAGUGGACAUUUAUUCAUUUGGAAUGUGUAUUUUAGAGAUGGUGACCUUUGAUUAUCCAUAUAGUGAGUGCACUCACCCUGCUCAGAUCUACAAAAAAGUGACUUCUGGAAAAAAGCCAGAUGCCCUUUACAAAGUGGAGGAUCCUGAGGUUCGACGUUUUGUUGAGAAAUGCUUGGCAACGGUAUCUCACAGACUAUCUGCAAGGGAGCUUCUUGAUGACCCUUUUCUCCAAAUUGAUGAUUACGUAUCAGACUCAGAGACACUAAAUUACUUGCAAGAGUCUGACGAAUUAGACCCUACAUUAGGACAGCGUCUCUUGAGCAUAUGUGAUACUAACAACUCUCUAGUAAAUGGUUAUCUUGGAUAUGAACCAGAGACUGAUUCAUACUAUCAACAACUUGAGUAUGAGGCAAAUGAAAUUGAUCUAUUCACAGAUCCCGAAGAUGAUGACAUGGAAAAUGUUGAUAUCAGCAUUAAGGGACGGAGAAGAGAAGAUGAUGGCAUCUUUUUACGACUCAGGAUUGCGGACAAAGAAGGUCGUGUACGCAACAUUUAUUUUCCCUUUGAUGUUGAGAAUGACACAGCACUAAGUGUUGCUACUGAAAUGGUGGCCGAGUUAGAUAUUACAGACCAAGACGUUACCAAGAUAGCAGACAUGAUAGAUGGAGAAAUUGCUUCCUUAGUACCUGAGUGGAAGAAGGGGUUUGGGAUAGAGGAAAGCCUCAACCACACGAACCGUGGCUGUCACAACUGUGCUUCUAAUGGUUCUCUUGUGAACUACCUAUCGUCUGAUGGUCCUAGGAACUUGCAAGUGCUCCAUUGUUCCAAGCAUGGAUGUGGUGCUAUGCAUGGCCGUUUUGAGGAGAUAAUGUACCAUUUGGAUCGCUCUGAACAAUGUAUCACUGACUCCGCUCCUAAGGGAACAUGGGAAUCUGAUGGUGUACAUUAUACUGAUAUUUGGGCACAACAUGACAAAACAAAAUCACGAGCACGGGGCUCUGUUGACUGUCACACUGAUGUUAAAGACAAAUUGGUGGAUGAAUCCAUUGAUGGUGGUGAGGAGAAACUUACGAGUGUUGACAAGGAUGACAAGUCUCAUGUAAGACUACAAGACUCUCCCUCCUCAAAAUCUUCAGGAGCUAGAACUCCAGUAGAAGAUUAUGAGAAUGAGAUAAGGCGAGAGUUGAGGUGGCUCAAGGCAAAGUACCAAAUGCAAUUGAGGGGCCUAAAAGAUCAGCGGUUAGGAGUUGAAUCAAAAUAUUCUCGUCAAAGGUCCAGCAACAAAAUCCCAAGAAAGGAUAAGGUAUCGUCAGGUUCAACUCCAUCUAUAGAGAAGGAUGAGCUUCUACUAAGAUCAUUUAACUCAGGCAAGCAUUUUUCUUCAUAUUUGCCCAUAGAAAUCGAGAACGAAUGUUCUAAUUCUAAGGUUAGGAGAUAUCCACUUGCUUACGGUUCCUGCAGUCCAGAGCACAUGGCCACUGCCCAGAGUUUCUAUACAGGAGCAUUGCUCCCCCACUCACUUCACAGGGCCACUUCACUUCCAGUUGAUGCCAUAGAUUUCUAAGACCGAUCCCUUUACACGUCUCACUCAAGUGGACAGUCAUCCAGAUACUCAAAAGUAACACUGACAGGAAGAUCUUUUGCGUGAUUUAUAAGGUCUUCGUGUAAUUUUCAAUAUAAAGAGUUUUUUACACUUGUAGAUUCUUAGCUCCAAGAGAAUAUUACCUUCUAUUGGAACGAUUGAAUGUAAAUUACCUUGGUAGAGAAAUUGCUGGUCUCACCAGAUGAACUUUCUUGCAAUCCAACAAGGGACUUACAGUAAUCUUGAACAUAUAUUGUGUGUAACAAUUAUGUAUGGAUAAUGGCUUAUACUACAGAUAUUACAAUAAGAAAUUUA
Messenger RNA from Nicotiana tabacum (common tobacco), 2362 nucleotides. The record is from RefSeq and is a predicted model, not a curated record. NCBI's taxonomy places the organism in Eukaryota, Viridiplantae, Streptophyta, Magnoliopsida, Solanales, Solanaceae.